ACAGUUAAAGACUAAACUGUAAAAACAUUAUCUGGAAGAUUUGCCUAAUACCCUGCACUGCUCCUUUUAAAGACGCUCAGGUAAAGCAAAGAAAUGCAGGGUAGCCCCACUUUGUGUCUUGUUUACGGGGGCACAAGUCACGUGACACACAUGAGUAGUUCGCUACACACAUUUUGACAGCCGUAACCAAUACCCGACUCCUUGCAACGGGUGCACGGCCCAGCAGGUGUAUUCACGGUUGGUUUGCAAACUGAGCGAGUCUCCUUGUGGAGGAAGUGUAACCAUCCAUAUUUUUCAAAGCCUUUGCAGAAAAAGAGUUUUGAGAGUUCUUGUAUACGCACACUUCACAAAUGAAUCAGGAUAAGGAUCUAUGGGAGCUCGAGGACUGGUACCCACGUCUAUGUCCACCGGAGACCCUCAAGGAGGACCUACUCCGAGAUGAAGACUUCACAGAGGUGGACAAGGACGCUCGGGCGAAACUUGAUUCACCAAAAGACAGUUUCGAAAAACUUGUCCAGCACCUCACCAGUCAUCUGAGCUCCGAUCUACACAAGUUAAGAGCCAUUUUUGUCUGGAUGGGAGCUCAGAACAUAGGAUGUCGACAAGAGGGAGCCAGCUGCAAAUACAUCAACAGUCCAGAAUAUUACCUACAGGAGGCAACAAAAAACAAAAGGUUCAUUGGUAAAAUGUUCGCCAAGAUGUGCAGAGCUGCAAGAAUCCCAUGUGUUCUUGUGAACGGCAAGGCCAAAGGUGGAUCUUACCAACCAGGUGAUGUUGAUGUAAAAGGACAAUGUACCUGGGCAAUUGUUUACGUGGCAAACAGCUGGCGGUUCGUGUUUCCUCUCUGGGCAUUUUUAGCAGCAAGUGGUUACCAAAAGGAAAACUUGCUUUUGGUUGAGGAUUCUGGAAAGCCAACAAGAACAAGACUCACAGGAAGUGCUGGUACCACGAUGCCUAAAUUUGAUGAAUUGUACUUCCUGACUGACCCUGAGGUGAUGAAUUACAUCUGUCACCCACAUGAGCAAGAGAAGCAACUGUUACCUGAGCCAUGGACCAAAGAGAAGUUCUAUGAUUCGCCUUUUUUCUUGAGUUCUUAUUUCUCGUCUGCAUGGCAGCUAAUCAGUCCAUUGACAUCCGUGAUUAAAUCCACAUCUGGAUGGUGUUUGGUCGACUUGUUUAGUCCAGGAGGUGGAUGUAAACUGAAGUACACCAUGUUUUAUGACGGAGGUCGCUCGGGAAAAAAAUUUCCACAAAAGAUACAAACGGAUCGCUACGUAAUUAUAAUAAAACGGACUCAGCAGACGACGUCAUUUGUGGUCAGACUUCCGGUGGCUGGAACAUACAAAUUUGUAGUGACAGGAGAUCAUGGAGGUCAGACCGCGAGACUAGUGGCAUUUCAGAUCGUCUGUAAUCACAUGCCACUAGAGACACUGCCCUUCCCGUCCUACCCAGAAAACGGGUUUGGCUUUGGUGAGGCCGCUGCUGAAGCUGGUUUGUCAGAGCCUUCCCACACGGAAGGGUUUGCGCCGGUGAAAAAGGGUGACAAGAUCAGCAUCCGUUUCAAGGUUUCAAUGGACAGAUCCAUUUUGGCCAGACUGGUCCACUCCACCCUGACACCGGAAAAGCUUCGGGACAACGUCAUCGUGGAGCGAGAAGACUAUAACGCAAUGGUCAUUGCGACACUCCCGGCAGACGACCCAGAGCCAGAAUAUUCCCUGGAAGUCGAUAGUAUAAAAAUCAUGAAAGAAACAGAGGAAUCAAUUACAGAAUUGCCCAGUUAUCAUGCUCUAAAUUAUUUGCUUUCCAGCGAUAAAACACUGAGUGCAAUCAUCACGCACAAAAAGAAAAAUUUACAGUGCUAUGAAGAUGUAUGGAGUUCUAUCAUCAACGAUGAUUCACAGAGGUUAGAGGAAGUUGCCUCUAAGUUCGAGACAGCUGGUAUUACGAACCCAUUAUUAGAGAAAAGAAUACGAACCAAGAAAACAGGGUACAGACGUAUGGUACAGGAAAUGCUUGAUUGUAAAAGAGAAAUGAAUUUUGAGCGACUGAAUAGACUCCUCAGUCGCUGCAUUGCUUCAAACCUUCAAGACAAAGACAUCGAGGAAGGCAAGAAAGUACUAAUGUACUUGUGUCAGAAAGAAGUGGAAAAGGCUGUAAAAAGAAAAAAAUUGGAAGAACUUAAUGCGUGCAUCAAUAAAAUAAAGCACUCAUGUGUCGGGGAGGCGGCACAGCAGCAAGCUUGGUUCAAAGAGGCCGAGAAAGUAUUAUCGAAACUAGAAGUGAGCCAGCAAGCGAUGACGCAGUCCUUGAGGACUAAGGACGAUGUGAACGUUCGGAAACCUCCUGACCACGUCUUUGAUGUCAUCGUGGCAGCCUUUAUUUUGCUCGGCGAAAGAGAGGAUAAACUGGACACGUGGGAAAAGGUCGAUGCAAAACUGAGGAAAACGAAUGAAGAACAACUGUUGAACAAAGUAAGCAAUUUGAACAACUCUUCGCUGACUCGAGAACGGGUGGAUCUGGCGAAAAGAAGGAUGGAGCAGGCUGGUGGGACGUUUGCCGAAUACAGAACAAUAGAAACUCUGAAGAAACAGUGCAUGGAGAAGAUCACCUUUUACCGCACUAAAGGGAGUCUCAAAAGGAGGAACUUACUCCUUGCAGAAUAAAGAGCAUCAAGGGCGCAGAAAGAGGCUGUGACUUGUCUCCCCUACUCAUUACCAAAUGAUAAAUGGUUCGGUAAGAGACUGACUCAUAAUCACUUAAUAUAUUCAUUCACUUCAUUAUUUUCUUAUCCAUCUUUGAUUUGAGGACAAUAUCAGUGUUGUUGUUGGUCAGCUUGCUGUAAUCUGACAAUAUAGAAAUUAUUUUAAAUAAUGGCCACACCCUUUUAGGUUUAAAGUCGCUUCAGUGAAAGUAAUAUUUGUUUAUGUACUUGCUAGCAGAGAUGAGGUUCAGCUUCUUUCAAAUUGUUUUAAUAAUGCUGUGUAUGUUUCGCUUACAGAAAGAUCUAUUAUUUUAUUGAAAACAAUCAAUGUUGACAUAUUUUAAACAUCAUAGUGUUACAUUUUAUAACCCUGAAAAUAAAUUUAUAA
Messenger RNA from Pomacea canaliculata, 3089 nucleotides. RefSeq names its product hillarin-like. The record is from RefSeq and is a predicted model, not a curated record. The transcript is spliced from 11 exons. Lineage: Eukaryota; Metazoa; Mollusca; Gastropoda; Architaenioglossa; Ampullariidae. Bases 351 to 2663 code for a protein of 770 amino acids.